Molecule: messenger RNA, 2355 nt
Organism: Haemorhous mexicanus (house finch)
Lineage: Eukaryota; Metazoa; Chordata; Aves; Passeriformes; Fringillidae
Product: basic proline-rich protein-like
Exons: 5
Coding region: 1-1134 (377 amino acids)
Source: RefSeq, a predicted model, not a curated record
AUGGGGGGUGGGCUGGGAGGGACGGGGGUCCACCGAUGCGCCGCUCUCGCCGUCCUUGCGCCUUUUCUCGCCGCCGCCUUCUCGGUACCGGCCCCUCCGAACGGGAGCGGCACCGGCACCGGCACCACCCCCGGCUCAGCAAAGGUAAGGGCCGAGAACCGCCGGGGCACCGAGGGACCACGCCGGGCUCCCAGAUCGGGGGCUCGGCCACCGCCCCGGCCUGCCCAAGCCGGGCCCUGCCCCCACCCCGCCCUUACACCUGCCCCCGGGCCACGCCCCUUUGGAAACCUUUCCCUCCUGACCAAUCAGAUCGCUCGGCUGUGUUUUGGUCACGCCUCCCCUCUGUUUGCUCACAAUGUGGACCGUUGGUUGCUCCGCCCCCACGCUGUUUUCCCAAUCCCCAUUGGCUGUCCUGUGCGGGGGCGUGGCUCUGGCUCGGUAUAUAAAGCGGGUGGCGGGAGCAGCGUCUCAGUUCGGGAUCGGGAGCGGCGGAGGAGCGGAACGGAGCGGGCGGAGACCCCCGGAGCGGGCGGACAGCGGAGGAUCCCAGCGGUGGACACUGCAGUGGCCGGAGCCUGGAGGAUCCCAGCGGUGGACACUGGAACGGCCAGAGCCCCCGGACCGGGGCGGCCGGACACCAGAGGAUCGCAGCGGUGGACACCGGGGAACCACAGCGAUGAACACUGGUCACAGACCGCCCCCGCGCACAUUACGGUGAAGACGGUCCCGGCCCCCACAGCGGAGGAGCAGCAAGGGUGCGGAGACCCCACCGGGCACUCCGCUCCAGGGACGGCCUCCGCACACAUUACGCGGAGGAGCGAUAAGGGUGCGGAGACCCCACCGGACACUCCGCUCCAGAGACCACCCCCCGCCCACAUCACGUGGGCGCAGACAGUCCCGGUUCCCGCGAACCGGGGAGCAGUGGGGCUGCGGAGACCCCCGCCCCCCUUUCCCCCCUUCCCCCCUUCAUUAAAUGAAAAACGAACUGAAACAAGCCGGCCCCUCCCGGUAACGGGGGAGGGCGGAGAUGAUCUGACACCCCCCGUUCAUCCCCGCACGGGACCGGGGUGGAGCCGAACCCCGAACCGGGCCCUCCUUAACGGGGGAGAACCGGGCCCACCGGACCCUCCUUAACGGGGGAGAACCGGGACCACCGGGCCCUUCCUUAACGGGGGAGAUCCGGGACCAGCGGGCCCUUCCUUAACGGGGGAGAUCCGGGACCAGCGGGCCCUUCCUUAACGGGGGAGAACCGGGACCACCGGGCCCUUCCUUAACGGGGGAGAACCGGGACCACCGGGCCCUUCCUUAACGGGGGAGAACCGGGACCACCGGGCCCUUCCUUAACGGGGGAGGACUGAGACCGGAGCCAGAGACGAGCCUGUCCCACCUGAGGGAGGUGAGGAGGGCUGAGACCCCCGGUGCCCCUAAAUGGAGACCCCAAAAGAGGCGGCCAGAGACCCCCCGGGAAUGGUGGGAGGACAGAGACCCCCCCCCGGUGUCCUUCAAGGGUGAGAAGGGUGGAGACCCCCCCCGAGCAUCCUGCGGGGUGAGAGGGGCAGGGGAGCAUCCCCAGAGCCCCUGAGCAUCCCCCAGGCUCCGGGCAAUGGAAAUCAGAAUUUACAGAAAUCCAAUUUUACAACAGAUGGGGGGAAAAAAAAUCCAAUUUUGCAAAAAUCAAAUUUUACAACUCGUGGGGGAAAAAAAAAUCUACUUUUACAACUCGUGGGAAGCUUUGGCUGAGAUUGACUCCCCCAAGGAGUCAUUUGAGGUGAAAACACGAACAAAUCACAAAGCCCCAACCCCCCCCCGGGCUGUGCCUGUCCUUGUCACACCUGGGGGCUGCUGGGGGUCCCCACCCCUGAACUUGGGGACCAUCGGACCCCCCCAGUUAAGGGAGGGGACAGAAAUGAAAAGUGAACUUAGGGAGGGAGAACCCCCCUGGGCCCUCCCAGACCCCCCAGAGGCAGAGGGGAUGGACCUGGAGCGUCUGGGGGCACCAGGCAAAGGAAAAUGGUCAGAAAUGAAUUCUAACAGAUCGUAAUUUGGCUGAUUGAUUGAUUAUUUGGCUGAUAAUUUAGCUGCUAUUUGCUCUCCCAAGAAACACUUGAGAUAAAAAUGCAAACAAAUCCCAAACCCCUGGGAUUUGGAGCGCGGGGCAGCCAGAGAUUCCAUCCCUGUCACACCCGGGGGCUUUCCAAGUGAUUAAUUAUUCAAUUCUUUAAUUGUUCUGUGGGUUUGGAGGCACAGGGCCCCCCCAGUCCUUCUCAGUGCCCCCAGUGUGACACGGACGGAGACCCCUCAAGCGUCCCCCGGGCUCUGAAAUAAAUAAAAUUCAAUAAAAUCUGGCAGCACAAA